AUGAAAGUCUUCGCAUCUACUUGCACCUUCGAUUACUCAUGGGACGAGGUUUCCACGGCCAACUGGCGUAAAUAUUGCCCAUGGAACGACCAGUCGACUCAUGUCAUCGCGGUUGAUGUGCUUGCCCACGAUAUCAACCCGGAAACCGGAAUCACGGCGCCUCAAUGGAUCCUCAAACUCUUUGGGGGUAGUUCUACAUCUCACGUCUUCGAGGUGUCUUAUGUCGACCCACGAUCCAAGAAAGUCACCAUGUGGUCCACCAAUCUAUCAUGGGCCAAUGUCCUCAAGGUCCGAGAAGUCGUCACCUACCAGCCAUCCAACUCGAUGCCCGGAAGCAAGACAGAUUUCAAGCAGGAGGCCCAGAUAACGGCCAUGUGCAGUGGAUGGCAGAAAAUCAAGAACAAGAUCGAGGACGUGAGCGUGGAAACCUUCAGCCAAAACGCAAAGAAGGGCCGAGAGGGCUUUGAGUCCGUUCUUGAGAUGAGUCGGCGGGUUUUCUUGGAACACAAGAAAGAGCUGGAGGCCCAGCGCAUGCACCAAUAA
Arthroderma uncinatum is the source of this 543-nucleotide messenger RNA. RefSeq names its product MSF1. The record is from RefSeq and is a predicted model, not a curated record. Gene Ontology annotation, biological process: phospholipid transport. NCBI's taxonomy places the organism in Eukaryota, Fungi, Ascomycota, Eurotiomycetes, Onygenales, Arthrodermataceae. Gene Ontology annotation, cellular component: mitochondrial intermembrane space. The transcript has 2 exons. Gene Ontology annotation, molecular function: phosphatidic acid transfer activity. Bases 1 to 543 code for a protein of 180 amino acids.